AUGUUGCCAGUGGUGAAGCCGACGUGUGCUGGCGGCUUUGGUCACUAUACGUAUGAAUGCACGGCUGCUCAGCAGGAAAGACCAUACGUCUCGCGUCCUUCAAGAAGCCAGCAACUGAGCAACCCAAAGUUGGCACCCAAGCUUUCGGCGACUCUGCCGCCAGCUGAAACCAAACUUGCCGCAAAAUCGGAAUCAAAGAUCGCAAACGUCCAAGGCGCGAGACUAUCUACUCUCCUGAACGGAAGCGUAGAAGGUCUAUUUCAACUCACUCUUCCGACUCUGUCUCUACGAUCUCUACUGGUCAUUCUCCGUCCGGAUCCCGUUCGCCGCCUUCAAGGAGAGACUUUGACCGUUCCGACAGAUCACAAGGGCGAGAGCGGCGAGUUGAUCGUAGGCAGUCAGUUUCUGAUGACACAUCUAAACCUCGCACUGAAGGUCGCGCGAGAGGCGACUCACCACAACGCCAUUACUCGCCUAGCAGUCAUCGCUCGCGUGAUGUUCAGCCUUCAUGGAAGAGUCGGAGUCGCAGCCCUCCUCGCAGAAACACUAAUCAAGGCUCUGGAAGGCGGUCACGUUCUCGCUCUCCGUACCGAGGUCAGACUGCUCCUAAUACAAGACCUCCAGUAUCAGCAGGUCCGCCACGGCAGGCUCGAGAGCGAAGUCUCAGUCCAUAUUCUCAGCGCGUCGCAAUGA
This is a messenger RNA of Pseudocercospora fijiensis CIRAD86, 693 nucleotides long. RefSeq lists its product as uncharacterized. Lineage: Eukaryota; Fungi; Ascomycota; Dothideomycetes; Mycosphaerellales; Mycosphaerellaceae. The coding region runs from base 1 to 693 and encodes 230 amino acids. The transcript is spliced from 3 exons. The record is from RefSeq and is a predicted model, not a curated record.